This is a messenger RNA of Parasteatoda tepidariorum (common house spider), 3797 nucleotides long. Its product is annotated as nuclear exosome regulator NRDE2. Gene Ontology annotation, cellular component: catalytic step 2 spliceosome. Lineage: Eukaryota; Metazoa; Arthropoda; Arachnida; Araneae; Theridiidae. Gene Ontology annotation, molecular function: protein binding. The record is from RefSeq and is a predicted model, not a curated record. Gene Ontology annotation, biological process: negative regulation of RNA catabolic process; regulatory ncRNA-mediated heterochromatin formation.
CAAUCAACUUUCUACACAACAAUCAGUACUUAUGUGUUUUGUGAGUCUGUGCUGUGUAAAAAAAUAUAAUGCUGGAUGAAAACGUACCGAUAAAAAUCCCCUGUCUAUAAAUCGUAAUUAUGAAUCUAAUCUUAUAUUUUACUGAAAGACCUAAUAGCGCUAGUUUUUAGGUUAUCAAAUUUGUCACCGUUUGAACUUUAAAAAAAGAACUUUAUCGCUAAACGCUGCUGUUUUUCUGGUUUUAAUAAAUAUACCUGAUUAUUAUAUCUGAAUUUGCGAUUGCUGAAAUGGAUCCUAAUGAGAUAUCAGUUCUUCCAUUAUUCCCCAUUACCACCACAACUGCACCCAACCCCUCAACUUCUCUGUUUCCAGCUUAUUAUUUGCAAGGGCAAAAUGAUGACAAUAAGAAUGCUGAUCCCGAGUGGCUAAACAACAGUAGUUAUGCUCCCUCGAAUAAUGAAAUAGUAUACAGCAAACUAGAGAAAACUGUUGAUUGUGAUACUGAACAUGUUAGAGCAAGCAAGAAAAUCAAGCAUUCGAAGAAGAAAAAAGCUAAACACAAAAGUGUUACUCCAAAUACAACUAGUGAAACUUUUGUAGUUCCAGAAAAAGACUCAAUUAGAAGUUACUUAAGUAAGAAGACAUUUAUCGAAGAAACUGGACUAUCCUAUGAACGAGCUUAUCGAGUGGACCAACAUCGAGAUCCAGAAAAUAUUUAUUAUGAACACUUGGAACAAAAAUAUAUUGCAAAGUACAAAUUAUAUCCAAGAAUGCCUGUGGGAUUGAAUAAAAAACAAAGAGACGAGUGGUAUAAAUCCCAUGUACCCAAACAGCAAAAUGCUCUUGUACGUUACUUCAGUAAGAAAUCGAUUAAAAAAUUAAAAGCUAUAGAAACAGUAGAAAAAAUUGAUAUAAAAAAUGAUUCUUUCACAACAAAUUCUACAUUUAUUCCUCUUUCUCUUGUUAACAGAGAAUCUGAUAUGCGUGCAGAUUAUUCUCAAGAAACAUUUGAAGGAAUAUCUCGUUCCUGGAAAACUCCUUCAAAGAUUACUGAUUUGAAUCAAAACAAAGAAAAAGAGGAAUUUUUUGUGGAUUUUGAGUUGCGACAGAAAACAAUUCAUUUCAAUAAAAAAUUAUCUGAAUGUCCUAGGGACAUUCAACUGUGGCUGGACUUUGUUUCCUUUCAAGAUGAGUUGUGUGAAAGAAACCAAAGUUCCGAUUCAAUUCCAGAGUCUUCUGUGAUAGAGAAAAAAAUUGCAAUUUUAGACAAAGCUCUAAGCCACAAUCCUAAAUCAGUUCAACUGAAUGUUGCAAAGUUAAAACUCUGCAGAAGUCUGUGGAAGUUAGAAAAAUUGAUACAAAGCUGGGAUAAUUUAGUGUUCUUGAACCCCAAUAACGUAGAAGUUUGGCAGGAAUAUUUUGUUUUCUUUUUGACGAAUGUAACAUAUUUUACCACCCCUCGAAUUUUGAAGCUCUACUGUAAAUGUCUUGCGACUCUUUCAAAUCUUAAUGAGGGCAUAAUUGAAUCACAUGAAGCACCUCCUGAUAUAGUACCUAGAAUGUUAGAUAUUUUUAGCCAAAUGUGUUUUGUUCUUAAAAGUUGUGGUUUCAUGGAGAAAGCAGUUGCGGCAUUCCAAUCUUUAAUUGAGUUCAACUUAUUUCGAGAGAAUGGUAUUGAAGUCCUUCCCCUUUCUGACCAGAUUUCAUUUCUGGAACCAUUCUGGGACAGUGGAUCGGCAAGAUUUGGAGAAGAUGGUGCUAUUGGUUGGGCAGCCACAGUUAAUGAGAGAAAAAUUACUUUCAACAAAAUUGUUACCCAGUCAGAUCUAAAUAACACUGAGGAUGACAUCCUUGACAAAAAACUUUCAAUUCAUGAAACAUGGCUCCAAUUUGAAAAGUUACGAGAACACCAUCACUGGUUGCCUUGGAAACCUAAUCCCAAUUAUGACCAAACUGAUGAUGACAUAGAUGAUACGGAAAGAAUUAUUUCCUUUGGUGAUGUAUCCAAGUAUCUCUUUCGAAUACCGAAAGAGGAAGACAAAUUUUUGUUAAUUUUUCAUUUCAUACAAUUCCUAGGUUUCAACUCACACAAUUUUGAGUGCAAUUUACCAUCCCUUAACUCUAAAUCAAUUUAUAUUGAUAUUUUCAACUUUGACAAAGUAACAGAAACUUUAAAAACUACUCUGUUUAAAAAUAUCUCUUCACCUUUAUGCUUUGAAAAGAAGGCAAUAUGUAAAGAAAAAUUUGAAUUUUUAAACAAUGUUUUCUCUCAGUCGCCAUGUGUGUUUUCAUCGAAAUUCAAAACUUUUUUAUCUUUGAUGCAAUUAAAAUUCUACCGAGAAUCUGCUUCUGAAAUUGGCAACUCGAUUAUAAAAGUGGACGAUGUAAAAAAACUUUCAAAAUCUGUUCUGCAAGAAACCGAAAAUCGUAACCGUUUAUCACUGUGGUUUGAAUUCAUAAAAAUAGAGUCAAUAAACUCAGAAAGGAAAGCAAAAAAAACUUUUGAGACUUUGAUAGGUUCUAGCUCUCAGGGUCUAGCUGCAGGAACCAUGACGACGAGAGAAAUGUGGUAUUUUAUCCGUUCUUACUUGGACUACUCUUUAGGAAUAACGGACAAAUCUUUCUGUGAUCGAAAAAUAUUUUCUCACGAGGAAAUAAUUGCUAUCCUUAUUUGUAUCGGCUGCAAAGAAAAAUACACAAAAACGUCUUCCAGUGAGUUUCUUAAACCAGUGUUCCAUUUGAGAGCUGUUUCAAAUUAUAAAAGUAUGCUUCAUCAAGAACUACAAUCUGUUGUUGGCAAGGAGUUUGAUUUCUGCUUCUGCAUUGACCCGACUUCCUAUUCAGCUUUAGACUGUGCAAAAUGUUUUGCCUUCUUACAGUAUUUUACAAAAGGUAUUGAUUCAGCUAUGAAUGUUUUUAAAGAGGUUGUUGACUAUUUUAUUGCAAAUCUCCAAAAUGUUCCUAAAACGACUCUGAUAGAGCAAAUAACAAUUUUCCAAGCUGAUUUGCUCAACUUUCAUACCUGGAAUUCUGAUUUUUCACUCAAACCUCUUCAUUCUUUCUUGCAAACGUGUGUGUCGGACUAUCCAAACAACUCAGCUCUUCUUCACUAUUUGGUGAAAUUGAAAAGUGCCUCUUCUCUUAUCAACCCCACCAGAAGAUUUUUUGCCAAAUUUCUGGAGAGAUCCUCCACUCAAAUCCAGCCACAUUCUUGGAUAUUUCUUAUAGCUUCAGAACUUACAAUAUUAAAUUCUCUAGUUUGCAAGCAAAAUACCUCUGAUGACUCUACUAAAGAAGACUUUGAUAGUUCAUUUAGUCUUGGGAUAAUGUGGAAAAUCCGAGCCUUGUAUGAAAGAAUGCUGACAUCCCCAUUAUGUUGUUAUAUCCCUCUUUUGUGGAGGUCCUACCUGAAAUUUGAAAUAUCCAAUAAGCAAAUUACAAAAGCCAAAAGCAUUUACUAUAGAGCUCUUCAAAAUUGCUGUUGGUAUAAGGAUUUAGUUCUGGAUGGAGUUGAAUUCUUUGAAGACGACUUAAAACAAGCGCUGGAUUUCAUGACUGAAAAACAAAUGAGAAUUCAUACACCUCUAGAAGAAGUGAAUUUGCUCAUAGAACACUGUGUUCAGGAGUAACAGUGAUGCAGAUUUUAACUCUUUUUUUUAAAAAUUUUGUAAGAUUUUUUCCAUAACUCAGUUCAUAAUAUUUAAAAAAAACUAAUCACUUGCUAUUAUACUUCUCCUGUACAUUUUAAGUAUGCUAAUAAAUGCAGUCAACUCCUACCCUUUGAAAGUCUAAACUUA